GCACAUUCGAUCGUGAUCACCCCACCACCUUUGGACUGCCACUGAGCUCAACCCACUGUCUCUGACCCAGAACGAAGACACAAUGUGCACACGGAGACUCAAAGAGCAAUACACAUAACCGUUAUACUUGGAGCCUAUCAUAUUUGGAGCGCGUCAGAUCACAACGUCCAAAAAAGCCUCACCUACCCACCGCCCAAACAUGCUGCUCAUCGGCCUGACCGGGUCCAUUGCCACGGGCAAAUCAACCGUCUCCUCCCUCCUCUCCCAGGCCCCUUACUCCCUCCCCGUCAUCGACGCUGAUCUGCUCGCCCGCAAGGUCGUCGAGCCCGGAACGCACGGCUACAAGGCCAUCGUCCGUUACUUUGGCCCUUCCACCCCGGACCUGUUGGUCCCCGCCGGUGAGGACAUGCCCGAGGACGGGCCCGACGGAAAGGGUCGCCCCUUGAACCGUCCCGUGCUGGGGAGGCGCGUGUUUGGGGAUGAUGACGAUCGCAAGAGGGACAGGGCGGUGCUGAACGGGAUCGUGCACCCUGCCGUGAGGCGCGAGAUGUUCAAGGCGGUGGUGCGCAACUAUGUGCGCGGGGAGAGGGCGGUCGUUCUGGAUGUGCCGCUGUUGUUUGAGAGUCGGCUGGAUCGGUUUUGUGGGACGGUCAUGGUGGUGGCCGUCCGGGACCUUGCGGUGCAGAUAGAGCGGUUGAGGAGGAGGGAUCCGCAUCUGAGUGUGGAGGAUGCUGAGAAUCGCGUCAGCAGUCAGGGCGAUGUGAGGGAGAAGGCCAGGCGCUGCGAGGCGAGAGGUGACAGGAGAGGUGUGGUGAUCUGGAAUGAUGCGGGGAGAGAGGAGCUGGCCGAAGAAGUAAAGAGGGCCAUGGAGGAGAUUGAGAGGUAUAGCCCGCGGUGGUGGAGUUGGAUGCUGUGGGCUUGCCCGCCGGCCGCGUUGGCUUUGGCAGUCUGGGGGUUUUGGAGGAACAUGAGGAUCAAUAGGACUUGGGAGAAGCAGGAGUUGAGGCGAAAGGCCAAGUUGUGAGUGGCCGGGUUGGGGUUACUGAGCGUGUUUCUGCGACGAUUCUUUUCUUGUCAGUUGUUAUCCAGCUGGUAGCUGCCCUCCCCACGCUCGGCGAUCAAGCGAUCAAGCGAUCGCAUUUGUGCACACCUGGCACAUAACUUCACUUUCUUCAUUGAGAGACAGCCAUCUUUCCUUUUCUUGCUCGCCUAGGUUUCGGCUGAUUUUAAUUGAGGCCAGAGAUUCCCAUCUA
Molecule: messenger RNA, 1253 nt
Organism: Parathielavia appendiculata
Lineage: Eukaryota; Fungi; Ascomycota; Sordariomycetes; Sordariales; Chaetomiaceae
Product: CoaE-domain-containing protein
Exons: 1
Coding region: 200-1024 (274 amino acids)
Biological process (GO): coenzyme A biosynthetic process
Molecular function (GO): ATP binding; dephospho-CoA kinase activity
Source: RefSeq, a predicted model, not a curated record